CUCACAUGUGCUAGGUAAGCAUACUACCACUGAGCCACAACUCCAGCCCCGCCCCAGCCCUUUUUUCUUUUUUUAUUUUGAGACAAGGUCUCACUAAGUUUCUGAGGCUGGCCUUGAAUUUAUGAUUCUCCUGUCUGAGCCUCCUGCACUGCUGGGAUUACAGGCAAAGGUCCCCUCCCCCACUCCACCUGCUCUUGUGGGUAGUGAUCUGUAUCAGGCCUCUUCACCUCUCUGAGCUUCAGCUUCCACAUAAGUACAAUGGCUCUGAGAAGGUAGGCCUAUUACAUUCUUCCAUGUUUGUAGGACAUAAAUUAUUGUGGUUGGUUUACUAGGAUUACUUCUUCUGGACCUGUGGAAGGCUGUAGGGUCUUGAGAUCUGGCCUCUUAGAAAGGUUGACUUCCUCUGUCCCCAACUUGGAAAUUUACCCCAAUGAAUUACUCCAAGGACUUCUCCCACCCCACCUUGCCCUAGGAGGAAGGGCAGGGGCCUUGGGAAUGUGAUACAUACUCCUAAGAGACACAAAUUUGGUGUAACACCUGAGCCUCCAAUCUGUUUUACAGUUCCCCAGUCCUCUGGUCCCCCAACCCCAAGGCGCUACCAUCAGCAGGCAGGCUCUAGUCCUCUGGAAAUCUGGGCAGCAUGAGAGGCAGUGUGUAUUCCAAGACUCUUAGCUCUUCUUUCCCAGGUCUCUACUUAAGUAUCUGAGGUGAGGGGGGGUAUUCCAAAUUCUCUACUUGGCCAUGCAGGGCACUGUGAAGGGACUAGGCCCUGAGGCUGCCCUCCAGGGAUAGCCCUAGCGCUAAUGGUAGACAGGCAAGGGUUAAAAGGUGUGGGCCGGCCCAGUUCCUGGCCAGGUAGGCUGGGCCAUUACCUAGUGGGAGGCAGCCAAGGCAUCCGCCACUGUUGCUCACUGCCACUGCCAGCCGAUUGAGACAACUAUUUUUUUUUUUCUGAGGUACCCGAAGCUACCCCACAGCACUCUCUGACAUUGGCAAGACUCCCGGCUGUGGCCCAUGGGCCUCUGAGGAGGCGUAAGUCUGCCCAGCUUCCCACUUGCUGUGUUCCCACUCAAUGGGAAGGGAACCAAGGCCUUGUCCACCAUCAGCCACGGCCUCCUGACAACACCAGGAUGGAAGUUAAAGGUCAGCUGAUCAGCUCUCCUACCUUCAAUGCCUCAGCUGCCCUUUUUGGAGAGGCUGCCCCCCAGGUGAAGUCAGAGCGUCUGAGGGGACUGCUUGACCGGCAGCGGGCCCUGCAAGAGGCCCUGAGCCUGAAACUUCAAGAACUCCGAAAAGUGUGUCUCCAGGAGGCGGAGCUGACUGGCCAGCUGCCCCCUGAGUGCCCACUGGAACCUGGCGAACGGCCCCAGUUAGUGCGCCGUCGGCCCCCUGCAGCCCGUGCCUACCCUCCACUGCAUCCUAAUCCAGCACAUCACUCCUUGUGCCCUGUUGAGGAGCUGGAACGGGAAGUGUCGGUGCAGCAGCAGAUUGCAGCCGCUGCCCGACGCUUGGCCCUAGCCCCUGAGCUGAGUGGUGAACAGCGGCGACGCAGGCGCCAGGUACAGGCGGAUGCACUGAGGAGGCUGCAUGAGUUGGAGGAGCAGCUGGGGGAUGUCCGGGCCCGCCUUGGCCUCCCAGUUCUCCCUCCCCAGCCACUGCCGCUGUCUGCAGGGGCACUUAUCACCACCCAGGGAGUCUGCCUGGGCACACGCCUAGCUCAGCUCAGCCAAGAAGAUGUAGUUCUGCACUCGGAGAGCAGCUCCCUGUCAGAGUCUGGGGCCAGCCAUGAUAAUGAGGAACCCCGUGGCUGCUUCUCUCUGGCAGAGCGCCCCUCACCACCAAAGGCUUGGGACCAGCUGCGAGCAGUAUCUGGGGGGAGCCCUGAGCGACGAACCCCAUGGAAACCACCUCCUUCAGAUCUUUAUGGGGAUCUGAAGAGCCGGAGGAACUCUGUGGCCAGCCCCACCAGCCCCACACGCUCGCUGCCCAGGAGUGCCUCCAGUUUUGAGGGGCGAAGUGUGCCUGCCACCCCUGUCCUCACCCGGGGCACUGGCCCCCAGCUCUGCAAGCCCGAAGGCCUCCAUUCUCGACAGUGGUCCGGCAGCCAAGACUCCCAGAUGGGCUUCCCCCGGGCGGACCCUGCCUCAGAUCGCGCCUCCCUCUUCGCAGCUCGCACUCGCCGCAGCAACAGCUCUGAGGCCCUGCUGGUGGACCGGGCUGCUGCUGGGGGAGCUGGCUCUCCGCCUGCCCCUCUGGCUCCCCCUGCCACUGGCCCACCAGUCUGCAAGAGCAGUGAGGUGCUGUAUGAGCGCCCCCAACCAACCCCUGCCUUCUCCUCUCGCACAGCAGGGCCCCCAGACCCUCCCCGGGCCGCCAGGCCUAGCUCAGCUGCCCCUGCUUCCCGUGGAGCCCCCCGGCUCCCACCUGUGUGUGGGGACUUCCUCUUGGACUAUUCCUUGGACCGAGGCCUGCCCCGCAGUGGCGGCGGGGCAGGCUGGGGGGAGCUGCUGCCUGCAGCUGAGGUCCCAGGACCACUCUCCCGCCGGGAUGGGCUCCUCGCCAUGCUCCCUGGCCCACCACCCAUGUAUGCAGCUGAUGGCAGCAGCCCCCUCCUCCGCAGCAAGGACCCCCACACCCGUGCCACCCGUACCAAGCCCUGUGGCCUGCCCCUGGAAGCUGCUGAGGGUCCAGAGGUGCAUUCAAACCCUCUGCUAUGGAUGCCCCCACCCACCCGGAUCCCCCCGACGGGUGAGCGCAGUGGCCACAAGAACCUUGCCCUGGAGGGGCUGCGGGACUGGUACAUCCGGAACUCGGGACUGGCCAUGGGGCCCCAGCGCCGGCCUAUGCUCCCUCACGUGGGCCCACCACACCCACCCUUCCUUCAUGCCCGCUGCUAUGAGGUGGGCCAGGCGCUGUAUGGGGGCCCCAGCCAGGCUCCGCUCCCGCACUCGAGGAGUUUCACGGCACCCCCUGUUUCCAGCAGAUACUACGCGGACUUCCUGUACCCCCCGGAGCUGAACGCUCGUUUAAGUGACCUGACGCUAGAGGGGGACCAGUCUUCCAGUUCUGACCCCCAGACCCCAGGGACACUGGUCUGACCCCUUCUGAUAUGCCCCUUGUUGGUCUGGGCAUGGCUCUAGUCCUGGGAGCACAGAGCCGACCUCGCUGAGCCCUGGGAUGUGGUUGCUCUCACUCCUGGGAGGGGCGCCAACCUGAUCUUCCAAGGCCCCUGGCUCCCCAUGGGCCCGGGAAGGUGUCUAAUACCCUGCUUCUCUCACACUGUGCUGGGGACUGGGGGACCUCAGCCAGCUUCAAGGAGAGUGAAUGAUGUAAUGGGGAUUCCAAUCCCCUUCCUCCAUUUCUGUUUACAGUUGUGAUUUAGUAUUCACUGUCUUUGCCCAAUAUUAGGCAUUUUAUAAAAGGGAAACUGUGAGCUCGUCCUGGUUGGGUUCAUUCCUGUUCCCCUGCCCAACCUGUUCUGUUCAGGUCCGCUGCCCCCUCCAUAAUGGACCAUAUAGGGUCUUAGGACCCUUUUGGGGGGUAGUCAGGAGACUCUGUUGUGAACAGAACUCCCUGCCACUCCCCAAACCAGGGCAGUUUGGAUUUCUGCCCACAUUUGGAAGGAUUAAAUUCUGGGUGGGGUGCCCUAUCCCUCUCUGUGCUGAUCAUUCCCAAUCAGGAGGCCCUGUAGGAGGCUAACAAGGGGCAGAGCCAUUCAGUAUAUUGCAUCCUGGGAUGCUGUGGUGGUUGAACCUGGCAUCUGGUAGAUGCCAGUACAAUCCUCAGGUGACGUCUGGCCACAGGCCACGUCACAUCCUCCUUGGCUUUCCUUCAAUUCAACACUUUUUAAACAAAUCCAUACAAUCUGUGUUUUCUAUGAUACCUGUCUGUGACUUUCUGGAGCUGGGGGUUCCCCUACCCCCUUUACCUAGUGUUAAAAUUUUUCUUUUUGUACCAGUGGAUCUGGGCCCAAGACACUACCCACACUGGAAGGGGAUUUCUAUAAUAAAUGUGUAAACUGAA
This is a messenger RNA of Marmota monax (woodchuck), 4023 nucleotides long. It is a transcript of the gene Ccdc120, whose product is annotated as coiled-coil domain containing 120. The record is from RefSeq and is a predicted model, not a curated record. Lineage: Eukaryota; Metazoa; Chordata; Mammalia; Rodentia; Sciuridae. The transcript is spliced from 11 exons. Bases 1131 to 3098 code for a protein of 655 amino acids.